UGGGCCAGAUGGAGAACAUAUCACCUGGACAAAUCAUCGAUGAACCUAUUCGUCCAGUUAACAUUCCACGGAAAGAAAAGGACUUCCAAGGGAUGUUAGAAUAUAAGAAGGAGGAUGAACAAAAACUUGUCAAGAAUCUUAUUUUAGAGCUGAAACCACGUGGGGUAGCCGUCAACCUGAUUCCAGGACUACCAGCAUAUAUUUUGUUCAUGUGUGUACGCCAUGCGGAUUACCUUAAUGAUGACCAAAAAGUGCGGUCGUUGUUGACUUCCACUAUCAAUGGCAUCAAAAAAGUGUUGAAGAAAAGAGGUGAUGACUUUGAAACAGUGUCCUUCUGGCUAUCUAACACCUGCCGAUUUUUGCACUGUUUAAAGCAGUAUAGUGGAGAAGAGGGGUUUAUGAAGCAUAAUACACCUCGUCAAAAUGAACACUGCCUCACUAAUUUUGAUUUAGCUGAAUACAGACAAGUGCUGAGUGACUUGGCUAUUCAGAUCUACCAACAACUUGUCCGAGUGUUGGAGAACAUUCUGCAACCAAUGAUUGUUUCAGGAAUGCUGGAGCAUGAGACUAUCCAAGGUGUCUCAGGGGUGAAACCAACAGGGCUGCGCAAGAGAACAUCCAGCAUUGCUGAUGAAGGAACCUACACAUUGGACUCCAUUAUUCGGCAGCUGAACUCUUUCCAUUCAGUGAUGUGUCAGCACGGAAUGGAUCCAGAGCUGAUCAAACAGGUGGUCAAGCAGAUGUUCUACAUCAUUGGGGCUGUAACGCUUAAUAACCUUCUCCUGCGCAAGGACAUGUGCUCGUGGAGCAAAGGAAUGCAGAUAAGGUACAAUGUGAGUCAACUGGAAGAAUGGCUACGUGAUAAAAAUUUGAUGAAUAGUGGGGCUAAAGAAACACUGGAACCCCUCAUCCAGGCUGCACAGUUGUUGCAAGUAAAAAAGAAAACGGAUGAAGAUGCAGAAGCCAUUUGUUCAAUGUGCAAUGCACUGACUACUGCCCAGAUUGUAAAAGUUCUGAAUUUGUAUACUCCAGUUAAUGAGUUUGAAGAGAGAGUCUUGGUAUCAUUUAUACGUACAAUACAGAUGCGUCUGCGAGACAGGAAGGACUCUCCUCAGUUGCUCAUGGAUGCUAAACACAUCUUUCCUGUUACUUUCCCAUUUAAUCCAUCCUCUCUGGCAUUAGAAACCAUUCAGAUCCCAGCCAGCUUGGGCCUGGGCUUCAUAUCACGUGUCUGAUCCCAAGGAUGUACCAUCAGUGUUAGAUGGAGAAUCAGUUGCCUGAUAUCUUUAUCCGCUAAAACAUAGUGAGCCACUGAAAACACAUUUUCUGAACAAACAGUCUGUAUAUACCUAGAUCUGUAGUAAAAGUAGCUGGAAAACUACAUAACAGCACCACAGAUUGAAGGCUAAUAGAAAGAUGUGCAUUUGUGUUCAGUCAUUGCAUUUAUGAGGACAUCACUGAUUCAUACAUUUCCAAAAUACGGAAAUUGGGCUUGGACAAAAAUUGUGUCUUCAGCUGUCUAGAGACAUUUUUAGAUCUUUAGUAACAUAUUUAAAUAGUGUAAAUUAAACUCCAUAUGUAAUCUUCUCAUAGGCAGGGACCAAGAGGGACAGUCACAGUCCUGGACAUGGAAGACUUGAAAGUAAGGCAUUUUGUAGUAGAAUACACAGUCACUUGGGAGCCUGUUACAUUUAAUUUGUAAAAACUGGAAUGGAGAAACACAAACUGGCAAUGUAUAAAAUUAUUUCUUAAACCACUUCCUUAUUUAUGUCAGUUUGACAUAAAUUCUAGUGAUAAGUCUUACAGCUUACUAUAUGCUAUAACUUAGGUGUUCAUUUGUUAGUACAGUGGUUUACCAAGCAUACUAAAUCGCUGCUGCAUAUUGUGUUCUUUUAAAUGUAUGACAGUAUCAUACUAGGCACUAAAAAUAAGAUAUUUCGGUUUUUGUUGUCAACCUUAUUUACAGUCUGAUGCAGUCUGUUAUUUUAACUGGAUUUUUGCAAGUGGUAUCAAAUAACACCUGUAGAGGAAAAUGGUAAUUAAGCACAAGUAGCACACUGGAAAUCACAUGUUUAGUUAUUUUUAAAAGUAGUUAGCUAAAAAUACAGAAUCUUGAAGCAAAUGAUCAAAAGUCAGUAAUGAUUUUAGUAUUUAUUUAGCUUUUGUAGUCUAAUGUUCUUCUUUCUUUGCCCCAGAGAUGACAGUGUGUAUUUUGAGUAUAAUCUCUUUUGUUUUGUUGCCGCUUAAAAAAAAAUGAAAAAAACUAUUCUUUCAUACUGGAAUUUGAGAGGAAAAAUUUUAAUAGAAAAUUUCUGCAGUAGCCCAAGGCUCUCAUUCUUUGAAAGUUGACUAACAAGAAUGUUAAGUAGGUUUUGACUAUGAUGCUGUCAUUUGACUAUGAUUCAUGCUGAUUUAAUGGCUGGAGAUCCAGGGUGCAUAAUGAGAAACUGAGUUAUUUUGGAUAUUGCACAUCUUAUUGGAAAG
Molecule: messenger RNA, 2484 nt
Organism: Fulmarus glacialis (Northern fulmar)
Lineage: Eukaryota; Metazoa; Chordata; Aves; Procellariiformes; Procellariidae
Product: unconventional myosin-Va-like
Exons: 8
Molecular function (GO): GTPase binding
Source: RefSeq, a predicted model, not a curated record